Messenger RNA from Aspergillus welwitschiae, 1044 nucleotides. RefSeq names its product AP-2 complex subunit sigma. Gene Ontology annotation, cellular component: intracellular membrane-bounded organelle; AP-2 adaptor complex. The transcript is spliced from 5 exons. Bases 145 to 582 code for a protein of 145 amino acids. Gene Ontology annotation, biological process: protein transport; clathrin-dependent endocytosis. The record is from RefSeq and is a predicted model, not a curated record. Lineage: Eukaryota; Fungi; Ascomycota; Eurotiomycetes; Eurotiales; Aspergillaceae. Gene Ontology annotation, molecular function: clathrin-cargo adaptor activity.
AGCGGUCAGCACUGGCAGUAUGGAGUCGAGACUCGCAUUGUCCGCCGGAGACACCGCGGAGAACAAGUGACGACUCCAUUGCACUUACAGGCUUGCUUAUCUACCCCCUCAUCUCCCUCCUCCCUUGCAAUUACUACAUACGGGAUGGUUCUCUCAUUCAUUCUUGUGCAGAAUCGCCAGGGGAAGACGCGGCUCGCGAAAUGGUAUGCGCCGUAUAGCGAUGAAGAAAAAGUCAAGCUAAAGGGCGAGGUACAUCGCCUGGUCGCCCCGCGAGAUCAGAAAUACCAGUCCAAUUUCGUCGAAUUCAAGCGGAGUACCAAGGUUGUCUACCGGAGAUAUGCGGGGUUGUUCUUCUGCGCCUGCGUCGACGCAACCGACAACGAACUAGCCUACCUCGAGGCGAUCCACUUCUUCGUCGAGGUGUUGGAUCAGUUCUUUGGAAACGUUUGUGAGCUGGACUUGGUGUUCAAUUUCUACAAGGUAUACGCUAUUCUGGACGAGGUAUUCCUUGCAGGAGAGAUCGAAGAAACAAGCAAGCAGGUCGUGUUGACGAGGUUGGAACACUUGGAUAAGCUGGAAUGAGGGAGAUAAUAUGGGGGAUAUAGCAAGAAGGGGGAAGUAUAAAGUAUCGCUCUGUGGUGAUACAAUUGCAUAUAUGACCACGGGACAUGGUCAAGAGGAGUUAGGGGUUCAUUAGGCUGAUAAGUCUGGGCGUGUUUCUUUAUAUAUCAUUAUUGCAUGCGGUUGUUUUCAAUGUUGUACCGGUUCGCGACUGUUCAUACCCUUUCUGGAAUACCUGCAUCCCUACUGUCCAAUCGAGUAGAUUCCGUUCAACUAAGCGCCAUGCAAUGCUUGUCACAAGUGCAAAUAUAGCCAUUCUCAGGGCCACUUUCAGGGUCUGCCAGGGUUUCACAGGGACCAAGUGUGUCCGCUAUUUUUGCUGUCACACGGAGUUUGGCUGCUGCCUGACUUCCAACAGCCGAAUUUCACUGCCGCGAUGCUUGACAGCGGAUCACCCGAGACAUCUCACAACUGAGACCGGAC